AGAAAAGCCAAGGAGCAACAGCUGCAGCUUCAUCUGCUCCGCUGUGGGUGUGGGCGCUUGUGUACGCACGCUUACCCACCUCCCUCACCGACUAGACACUCAGUCGCUCGAUAGAAGGCGAGCUCGGCGGAUGCUCGAUGGAUGCUGACAGCGCUGACUUCCGAGCAGGAUAAUAAAUUUGUCAUCGGUAUGGUGCAGUGUAGUGGCGUUGGGGUUUUUGUGGGGUUCUCUCACAUGAGGCUUACCUGCCUGGAAGGUAAGAAAGUCUAUUAGAGGCAGAUGUUGGAUCAUCUCAUGCUGACAGGCGCCCAGGGGAACGCAGGAACCAGUGCAGUCGCAGGAGCAUCAAUGAAGACUAUGGACAUUCUUUUGGGUCUUUUUCCCUCUGCAUAAAAGACUAACCAUGGCCCCAGGAGAAGAGAGCUAAACAUGUUUUAAGAAUAUCAAAAAAUUAAAAAUAUUCCUCAAAUAUGGGACAACAUAAACUUUCACGGUGCUGAAAACAAUUUAUACAAGCAGCAGUUGCCCAAAUUAAAAGUUAAAAGAACAUAAAGCAUGCUGCUUAUGAAGCCAGUUUCAAUCCAAAUUCUGUGUCACAUAAAUCAAUCUAUGCAGGUGUUUGGCCUCAUUGUGCAUUGUAAAUUGUGUGAAGUGACUGGCCGGGAAAACAAAGUGACAAAUGAUAAACGAUUCAAUAAUUAAAACAGUCUCAAGCAAAAAUCAGUGCCAACUCACUCAAUCUAAACAGAUUUCAAUCUUGACUGGAAAAUCGAAUGAUUAAAAUACACCUAAAAUUAAAAACCGGUCUCGAGCCCAAUUUUGACUCACAGCAGAUUUCAAACCUUGUCAUGCAUUGAUAUUUCACGCUAAUGGUCAUUGUGACUUUUACUGUCAAACAUUCACCAUUUCACUUUACCUUUUGAAGUUGUCAUGUUAAAGCUUUAAGCAUUAGCAUUUUCCAAAGAACAGAAACGUCAUCAAUGCCUCGACAUUUCUUUACACUAGAACACUUCCCACUACUGACUCCAACAGCGUUGUAAAACUUUAAAACUAUAAAUCUAGCAUUUAAACCAUCAACAGGAUAAAGAGAUUAUGUUAGUGUGCAGGAAAUGGGAAUGAUAAAUGAAGAUCUCAGGAGUAAUCUUAUUUCUUUAUUAGGGCUGAGCCAGCACGAUUAAAAUAGAUGACAUUCCAUUCUUUCAAUUAAUUAGCUGGUAUGUCUUCUUUGGCUAAAGAAAACAUUGUGAGGGUCUUUCCCACGAAUUAAAACAUUUCAGAUCCUGCAACAAUUCUAAUUGGGAACAUGAAUUUUGGUGGACAUUUGUGUAAAUAGUAGGCCCAUAAAGAAGCCUCAAGAAACUAUGCCUGAAAAGACACAGGAAUUCUGACGUUUUGGGUAGAAGACACCAUCCUGGCUUGGAAGUCCCCAAUAACACAAUAUUGUCCCUCAAAGACAGGGUCAUGAGUAGACCUGUGAAGAAGUCUUGAGAGAAACUGUAAUGGAAAAGACAUUAGUUACUUCUGGAUUCUUCAACUCUGGAUUCUGUUUCCUGAGUACAUUUUGGAUGUGAAGCAUUAUGGAUUCUCUCCAGAACAGCCUCUUGGACUUCUCUCCCCUGCAGGACAGAGUCAACGGCACACUUGCCUUUGGCCUCAGUCCAGGCAUCUCAUCCUCAGGUGACCUGUCAGACCUGGAAAGCAUGCUCCUGUGGACCCUACACGAGCCCAGCACCAUUGCGUUGACCCUCAUGUACAGCCUAUCCUUUCUCCUGGGCUUUGUGGGCAACCUGAUGUCCCUUCGGGUUCUUACCAACCGCCGCAGUCGGCGUCUGGCGGGUGUCAGCGCCACCCGAAGCCUGCUGGUCAACCUUGCCGUGUGCGAUCUGGCGGUGGUGUGCGUGUGCAUGCCAAUCACGCUGGGCAGUCACAUCUACACCGCCUGGGUUUACGGUGACCUGUUGUGCCGUGCUGUUCCCUUCACACAGGCUGUUUCAGUGUCGGCCAGCGUUCUUACGCUCACUGUAAUCAGCGUCAAUCGCUACUACAGCGUCCGGUCACCACUCAGGGCACGGUCUAUGUUCACUCGUCGACGCAUCCUCGCCACAGUCGCUGUGGUGUGGGCUGCCUCGUCCGCCAUGUGUGCCCCCAUCGCCAUCAUGAACCGCCUUCGGGAAAUCAGUUUUGGGACCUUCACCAUUCUGGUGUGUCAAGAGGACUGGCCCAAGCAUCGCCUAAAACAAGGAUACAACGUGUUGCUGUUUGUGAUGCUGUACUGCCUUCCUGUUACCUUCAACCUGACUAUCGGUUUCCUGACUGGGCGGCGUCUGUGGGGCGGCACCCAGUCCACAUUUGCAGACCUGGACCCGCGCAGCCAGGCCUUGCAUGCUUCUCGCCUGAAGACUCGACAAAAGAUCGCCAAGAUGGUAGUAUGCCUGGUGCUGCUGUUUGCCGCGUCGUGGCUACCACUCUACGUUGCAGACUUGUGGAUUGACCGUGAGCUCCGACCACCCUCCUGGCUUCUCCAGACCCGACCGUUCGCCCAGUGGCUGGGCCUGACCAACUCAAGCCUCAACCCCAUCUGUUACUGCUUCAUUGGGGACCUCUACCGUUCUGCCAAGGUGAUACGGAUGCGUUACUACCAGAAGGUGUCUGCCCUCUUUGGGAGUGCCCCUUUCGCCAGUUCAGGGGUGGCGCCAUCUCCCUCAACAAAUGCUGCUUGUAAGAGGGAUCACGUUGCUGCUGCAAUCAGCAUCUCCACUUCGGUGGCGACCAUACCCCGCUUUCUGAGCUUGGCACAAGUUAAAGGACUCGACAAAAUGAUCUCAGCCAACCAUGGUGGAUCAGACCACAGCAUCUCGGAAUGGUGCCGUUCUAGCCCGAGCACGUUCGAAAAUAAUAAUUGCCUUUUACCCUGCAAGUUGCGUACAUUUGAUCCCACCCUCGAUCCAUCCCUUGGUCCUUUUCGACUUGACUUACUGCCGUCACGGAGACACUCGGCUCAGGACAACUUAACGUCAUUACACCUGAGGAUGGAAUCGGAAAUAGAGACUCUCGCACCCAGGAGGUACUCGGGAGACAGCCGUGUGUGGUGA
Corythoichthys intestinalis (scribbled pipefish) is the source of this 3092-nucleotide messenger RNA. RefSeq names its product neuropeptide FF receptor 2-like. The coding region runs from base 1578 to 3092 and encodes 504 amino acids. The transcript is spliced from 4 exons. Gene Ontology annotation, biological process: cellular response to hormone stimulus; G protein-coupled receptor signaling pathway. The record is from RefSeq and is a predicted model, not a curated record. Gene Ontology annotation, cellular component: plasma membrane. Gene Ontology annotation, molecular function: peptide binding; G protein-coupled receptor activity. Lineage: Eukaryota; Metazoa; Chordata; Actinopteri; Syngnathiformes; Syngnathidae.